GAUCCCAACAUAGCCAAAAAUAAACGUCACUGUUCAUAGUCAAGUACCUUUCUAUUUUUACCGAAAAACUUUCAACUCUUCAUAUGUAUUGUGGCAUUCAAUACCAUUUCAAGCUCACAAAAAGAGAAUCUCGAAAGCUCCAGCCAAAAAUAACCCCGGCACAUCCAGCACCAUCCAGAAUCUUCGUUCAUACUUUUAAAUCUAACGACGAGCGGGCAGGUGCUCAGUGAAAUUGUCAUAUCAACUCAAGAAGCACUGAUUCGUCACAGAAAAUUUUAUAGAACUGAUUUCGAUUUAUCAUAGCGAAAGGGACACCAGAAUGACAAAAUCAACUGAAUCCCCUCUGGAGCUGAAGGAAAAAGGAAACACGGAAUUCCAGAAGGGAAAUUAUGAUGCAGCCUUGGAAUAUUACACGUCAGCCCUAAAGUUGACUGCGGAAGACACCCCGGAGAGGUCAGUCCUCCACAAGAACCGGGCUGCAGUCCACCUGAAGCAAAAAUCCUACAAAAACGUUAUUCAAGACUGCGACGAGGCCCUGAAGAUAAGCCCUAACGAUCCAAAAGCCCUCUUCCGGAGAUGCCAAGCCCUGGAGGCCCUAGAUCGUUACGAGGAAGCCUACAGAGAUGCGAGAUACGUCAUCAACGCAGAUCCCUCGAACAAGGCAGUUCAGCCCAUCCUCUCCAGACUCUUCGAAAUAGUCCAGGAACGUCACAAACAAAAUUCUCGAACGAGUGCUAAAGUCUCCCAAAUGUUGGAAAUGGCCUUCGACAUGACAACAGAUAAAGUGAAACGAGAAACUGCUAUGAACAAUCUCCUGGUGCUGGCGCGUGAAUCAGCUGGUGCUGAGGGUAUGUUCAAGGAGGGAGUCAUUGCGAGAAUCCUGAAGCUGCUGAAACUAGAGGGGAAAAACGAUGAAAUUGUCGUCUCAGCAGUGCGAGUGGUGGACGAACUGUGCAAACACAACAUCGAACGAACAGCAGUUAUCAUCAGGGAAAUUGGUGUUCCCUGGUUUCUCGAGAUGAUGAAUAGCAACUGCGAGGAGAGGGUUAAUGCUGCACAGCACUGCAUGCAGACUGUCAUCAACAGUUACAGUGGAUUGGAGAACAAGCCUGAGGCAAAGCCAGACAAAGAACUCUGUGAGAAAUAUAAAACUGAGAUAGACACAAUUCUCUCGUGUCUGGUGUUCAGCACAACAAACAGAACUCUGUCAGGACUAGCUAGGGAUGCUGUCAUCGAGCUGAUAAUGCGGAAUAUUCAUCACACAGCAUUGAACUGGGCGGAGAGGCUUGUGGAGAUCAGGGGGCUGCAACGACUGAUGGAAGUAGCCAGUGAACUCGAAGAGUACAAGUACGAGUCAGCAAUGAGUAUCACAUCAUCCACGAGAACAGUCACUAGUGUUUGUCUCGCUAGAAUCUACGAGAACAUGUGGCACGAUCAGUUGAAACAACAAUUUGGUGAAGCUAUUGAUGAGUACAUAAAGGAUAUGCUACUGUCGCCAGAUAUUGAAUCAAAGGUACGAGUCACAGUGGCAAUAACAACACUUCUACUGGGCCCAUUGGACGUGGGUAAUUCCAUUGUCGCAAGAGAUGGUAUCCUCCAGAUGAUUCUGGUGAUGGCUGAUACUGAUGAUUUACUCCAGCAGAAGGUCGCCUGCGAGUGCAUCAUCGCUGCUGCUUCGAAAAAGGAUAAAGCAACGACUAUUAUAAAUCAGGGUGUAAAUAUUCUGAAAAAAUUGUACCAAUCGAAGGACGAUGCCAUCAGAGUGAGGGCACUUGUGGGUCUCUGUAAAUUGGGAUCUUCAGGAGGUACUGAUGCCACUAUCAGACCCUUUGCUGAUGGGGCCACGAAAAAAUUAGCCGAGGCAUGCAGACGAUUUCUCAUUAGUCCUAAAAAGGAUAAGGAUAUGAGGAAGUGGGCAGUUGAGGGACUCUCCUAUUUGACUUUUGAUGCUGAAGUGAAAGAGAAACUUGUGGAGGAUCAGCAGGCAAUGCAGGCGAUGAUUGAAGUCGCAAAAACUGGUGACAAGUCUGUACUCUAUGGUGUUGUCACAACACUCGUCAAUCUCUGCAAUGCCUAUGACAAACAGGAGAUGAUUCCUGAAAUGGUGGAGCUUGCUAAAUUCGCAAAGCAACAUAUUCCUGAGGAACACGAACUCGAUGAUCCAGAUUUCAUCAAUAAGAGGUUGAUACUGUUGGCAAAGGCUGGGGUAACCACUGCUCUUGUUGCCCUGGCGAAGACUGACAGUCAGAACAGCAGAGAGUUGAUUUCGAGGGUUUUCAACGCUCUGUGCAGUCAACAGGAGGUCAGGGGAAUCGUUGUUCAACAGGGAGGGGCGAAGGCACUGUUGCCUCUGGCCCUUGAUGGUACUGACAAGGGAAAGAAACAGGCGUCACAGGCACUCGCUCGACUGGGAAUUACUAUCAAUCCUGAGGUGGCUUUUCCUGGCCAGAGGGUUAUGGAAGUUAUCAGACCACUUUUGAAUCUUUUGGAUCAAGAUUGCUCGGCCUUGGAGAACUUUGAGGCACUCAUGGCACUUUGUAACAUCGCUGGAAUCAGUGAUGCUGUCAGGAGGCACAUUCUGAAGGAGGGGGGAUUCCCCAAGAUCGAGGCUUAUAUGUAUGAACAGCAUGAAAUGCUCCAGAGGGCUGCAACGCAGGUCGUUAAUAAUUUAGUCAUGUGUGAUGAGGCUAUCAAGUACUUCGAGGGAGACAAUGACAGAAUCAAGUUUCUGGUGAUUCUUUGUGAGGAUGAGGAUGUUGAUACCAGUUUGGCUGCUUCAGGGGCACUUGCUAUGCUGACUUCUGUCAGUAUUAAAGCUUGUAAUAAGGUAUUUGAUUCGAAUAAUUGGGUUGAGUCACUCAGGUUUCUCCUGGGGAAUCCUAAUGCUGAUGUGCAGCACAGAGGAGUUGUCAUUGUUAGUAAUAUGAUCAAGAGCAAUAAGGAAAUUGCUACCAGAAUUAUCAUCACGGAUAUUAUGGAAAUAUUAAUGGCUAUUACAAAGAGUGAGGAUGUCAAGAAUCUUAAGGUCAAGGAGAUUGCACAGGAGGCAUUAGAGGCUGCUGCCAAGUGGGAGCUCAUUGAGAAACAGCCGGAGGAGGGUUCUGAGGUAGAGGGGGAUUCAUCGGAGAUGGAGAACGUGGAAUGAACUCCUUGAUGAAGUAUUUGAUUGAGAUCAGUUCUGUCGACCUUUCUCGGUUCAAUUUUUAAAUUAUUCAUUCAUUCUUUCCAUGAAGAAAAUGAAAGAAAAAACUUGGAAAAUUUAAUAGAUAAAAUGUCACGAAUUUAAUUUCUGGGGAUUAAAUUAUAAUUUUCAUGGAAUAUUUAAAUAAUAUUUGUGACUGCCUUUAUAGUAUUGAAUAUUAGAGGAAAAAGUCUCAAAUAUUUGUUUAUCUCAAAAUUCUUUUGAGAUAAACCUGACGUUUGUUUCUGAUACAUCAGUUCUGUUGUUCAACUGAUAAUUAAAAAAAUAAUAAUUAUCUCAGACCAUUGUUUACUGUUAAAUAAACCCAGGGUAGAAUUAAUAAUGACAUUUUACGAUGGAAUGACACAUUUAGCUCCAUCUCAUAUUAUGAAACUCAAUAAAUUUAUUUAUUGUUAUUGUACUUGAAGAAUUUAUUUGUAUAUAAAAUAUUAUAACUUUGUACAAGAAUUUUUGCAUAAAAAAUAUAUCGUACUGAGCGGUUCAUUGUCCCAUAAA
Molecule: messenger RNA, 3697 nt
Organism: Diachasmimorpha longicaudata
Lineage: Eukaryota; Metazoa; Arthropoda; Insecta; Hymenoptera; Braconidae
Gene: unc-45
Product: uncoordinated 45
Exons: 2
Coding region: 320-3145 (941 amino acids)
Cellular component (GO): cytoplasm
Molecular function (GO): Hsp90 protein binding
Source: RefSeq, a predicted model, not a curated record